ACCAUCAAGUAAAAUCACUAUUACUAUUAUUAGAAGUUAAAUCUUUUUUUAGGUUUACUCAUGUCCUUGAAUCAUCGCAGCCGCUAACCAUUUACCAUCUUAACAAGUGUUACAAGUGUUUACCGAAUAUUUCCUGACCUGAGGUUACAGAGGCGAACGUUUAAAACUCAGWGAUUUCCACCUGCAUUUUUUAGAGUAAAGACUUGGUCAGCUGGGAGGGAUAUGACGAGUAAAUAUUGGAUAUUGGAAAACAAACGUGCAAGAUUCUAACUUUUGCGAUGACACACUCUGGAUUGACAAACAACACAAGUCUGGAACUUACCGAACAAAGGACAUAUUCCAUCUCAGAGGCUCUGAGAAAUCCUACAACAAUGACUAUUUCACUGUUAUUGCUGAUUUUGAUUCUAAUAAUCUUGGUUGGGAAUGGUAUCAUCUUUUGUACUAUUUGUGCAACCAAAAGACUUCGUGUACCGACAUUUCUCUUCGUUGCCUCGUUGGCUGUGGCUGAUUUCAUGGUUGGUCUUUUCAUCGUUCCUGUUGCUUUGAUUUUUCAAGUUGCCAUUCAAAUGAACGAGCUAUCAAUUUUAACCAAUAAAUUGUGCUAUGCUUGGGUAUUUGCAAGUAUCUGGUUCAGUACGGCGUCCACCUUGAACCUGUGUACCAUCAGUUGGGAUCGAUAUUUGGCCAUAACUACACCUCUGCGGUAUUCAAUGCGCAUGGGCAAAAAGAAAGUCCGCAGACUACUGAUAUUCGUCUGGAUAUCAUCGUUCUCCAUUAGUGUUCUUGCAUGGAAGGCAGUAAAAAACUCUCGGAACAGAAUUCAUCAAUGUUCUUUGCAGGGGACGAACGUAGAAUACGCCAUUUCCAUUUUUAUUCUAUUAUUCCUGAUACCGGUUCUGUUUUUGAUCUUUACCAAUGCAAAGGUUCUUUUCAUUGCCAUGGCACAAAUGAAAAAAAUCAAAUCGCAAUCCAAUCUCAACCUGAACCUUGAGCACAUCGRCCUUAAUGACUUAACAACCCGAAGGUCUUCUUCAAUACAGAGAACACUAGACUCUCUUCGACUGUGGAUGGAAAUUCGUAUUUUCAAACUGUUUCUAAUUGUGAUUGGAGUCUUCGUUAUCUGUUGGAUGCCCUUCUUUGUGUUCUUGUUGAUAAAUUCUGUGGAACUAAUUCAAACACCACCUAACAUUAAGCUGGUAUUUAUAUCGUUGACAUACAUCAACAGCGCAUGUAAUGUUUUUGUAUAUGGAUUCUUCAACAGAGACUUCAGAAGAGCGGUCAUAGGGCUUACAUCGCGAUUAAAAUCUCGCACCAAUUCCCAGUGCAAUUCCUCAGUUACUCCUGGACGAGCAUCCUUAGAACGUGAACUGGGUAGAGUAAAUAAGAACUUUGCUUCCACAAUUUAAACAACGUCAUAAAUGAAAAUAAAUGUUAAAACAUACUACUAA
Molecule: messenger RNA, 1448 nt
Organism: Exaiptasia diaphana
Lineage: Eukaryota; Metazoa; Cnidaria; Anthozoa; Actiniaria; Aiptasiidae
Product: dopamine receptor 2
Exons: 4
Coding region: 279-1406 (375 amino acids)
Biological process (GO): adenylate cyclase-activating adrenergic receptor signaling pathway
Cellular component (GO): membrane
Molecular function (GO): G protein-coupled receptor activity
Source: RefSeq, a predicted model, not a curated record